Molecule: messenger RNA, 1848 nt
Organism: Myotis lucifugus (little brown bat)
Lineage: Eukaryota; Metazoa; Chordata; Mammalia; Chiroptera; Vespertilionidae
Gene: KY
Product: kyphoscoliosis peptidase
Source: RefSeq, a predicted model, not a curated record
AUGGAGCUGAAGAAGGACAGCAACACCGUGUCCAUCGACAUGCUGCUGAUCGUGCACUCGGAGAAACGGCGCGCCGCGCAGGGCACGCACUCGGAGCGGCAGGCGGACCCGGGCGCGCCGCCGCAGCGCAGAGGAGGACUCCAAGGCGGCGGAAAUGGAAUACAGAAAUGGCAGAAAAUAGAAGGAAACGGCCUGUAUGGAAACCUGGCAGAGAAGCAGCAUCCUCAGCAGACCCAGGUCAUCACUUCCUACGACAACCAAGCCUACCCCUGGGAUCGGUCCAGCCUGAAAUCCAUGCCCCUGGACCUGCAGCAGUUUGAGAAACUGGACACGUAUGCCUCACAGGUGACAGUCAAGAGUGGCCUGGAUGAGCUGGUGAACGACCUGCUCCAGGAGGCCCACAGUGACCUGGAGAGAGUCCGUGCCAUCUGGAUCUGGAUCUGCCACCAUAUAGAGUACGACAUCGAGGCUGCCCAGGAGAAGGACCGCCAGGCCUUCAAACCCAGCAACAUCCUGAAGACCCAGAAGACCAACUGUGAUGGCUACGCGGGGCUCUUUGAGAAAAUGUGCAGAAUCGCUGGAGUGCAGUGCAUGACGGUGCCCGGCUACUCCAAGGGCUUCGGCUACCAGACAGGGCAGAGCUUCUCGGGGGAGUUUGACCACGCCUGGAACGCCGUGUACCUGGAAGGGAGGUGGCACCUGCUGGACAGCACCUGGGGCAGUGGCCUGGUGGACACCACCACCUCCAAGUUCACCUUCCUCUACAAUGAGUUCUACUUCCUGACGCAUCCCGCUCUGUUCAUCGAGGACCACUUCCCAGACAACAAGAACUGGCAGCUGCUGAAACCCCCGCAGUCCCUGAGGCAGUUCGAGAACAACAUGUAUCACAAGAGUGAGUUCUACAACAAGGGGAUGCUGAGUGCCCACCCGGAGACUCCUGUGAUCCGAACAGUGAACGGGAAGGCCACAAUCACCGUGGAGAGCUGUGCCCCGACCCUGUUCAUGUUCAUGCUCAAUGGCAAGCAGGAGCACGGGCUGCUGAGACUCCAGCAGAACGGGAUGAAGCUGGAUGUCUACCCUCCCACCAUGGGCACCCACAAGCUGCAGAUCUUUGCCAAAGGCAACUCCGACAUCUACAGCUCCGUGCUGGAGUACACGCUCAAGUGUAACUACGUGGACGUGGGGGUGCGGCUGCCGUCGGAGCUGCACCAGCCCGUGGGCCCCAGCUGGUUCUCGGAGCAGAUGGGCAUCCGGAAGCCCUCCCACCCUGACCCCAUCAUCCACACCAGCGACGGGCGCUGCUCCGUCAGCUUCGGCGUGGAGGAGGGCAUCAGCGUCCUGGCUUCCCUGCACGGGGACGACGGCCCCAUCACCGAGGAGACGCAGCGGCGCUACAUCUUCCAGCUGCACCGGGAGAAGCGGACAGAGCUGAAAGUCCAGCUGCCCCGCGCUGGCAAGUUUGCCCUCAAGAUCUUCGUCAAGAAGAGGCAGGAGCCGGGCAACUAUGCCUUUGUCUUCAAUUAUCUCCUGUGCUGUUCCAACACCAAGGUGAACUGGCCCAUGUUCCCCGAGAGCUUUGGUAACUGGGGGCAGGACAACGAGCUGCUGGAGCCUCUGUCGGGUGUGCUUCCCGCCAACCGCAACGUCCCCUUCAAGUUGAAGCUGCACGGUGUCGCCAAAGCCCUGGUGAAGGGGCAGGACACGUGGCCCCUGACCCUGAACAGCGAGGGCUACUGGGAGGGCAGCUGCAGCACGGCCGGCUGCCAGGAAGUCUACGUCAUGGUGCUGGAGAACGCCAACCACAACUUCUAUUCCUACAUCCUGAAAUAUAAAGUGAACGACCAGUGA